AUGAGUACAAACGAAAGUGCUGAGGCCUGGCUCACAGCUACCAAAAAGGCCAAGGCAGCCUUUCCCGAGGCGGAUACAAACACAACCCCAACCGUAUACGAUCCCAGCCCGAUUCCCCGAGAGCCUAUUUCUGCGAGGGCCAAAGAGCGUUUGCGCCGUGAUGUCGAUACCUGGAGUGCAGAUGUCACUGACAGAUCCCAAAAGAUUGAGCAAUGCCCUGUGCCAAAAAAGGUACACGGUCCAUCUUCCUUGAUGCAGGAGGUAGUUCGAGACAUGCGCUCACCACUUUGCCCGCCACCCAACGGACUACUCUCGAAUCUGACAUCAAGCUCCUCGGGCGAGUCUACAGAAUCAUCGCACAGCUCAUCGAGUUACAACUUUUCUCAAUUUGAGACUUCAAGCGAAGUGCUCCAGACUAGGCAGAUGGAUAAGUGCUUUGCGGAUGCUAACUUUGAGGGCCAGAAAAUGUCUGCAGGAGAGGCCUUUCGGACCUGUCUUGCACAUCAGAAUGCGGGGUUGCAACGAGCCGAUAACUUGAUCCUGAGGCUCAGGUCUGAGCUUGGGAGUCAGUACACAGAGCGUGAACUAGCAGUGCAGGCGCAGAGGCAGAGACGGAAGAGGUUGGAGGAAUUCUUCGACGACAUCACCAUAUCAGCGAAAGAAAAUCCUGACCGUCUCGUGGACGAGAUCCAAGACUGGAGGAAAGCUAUGUAUGAGUACGAUGUGAUUGAGCGCGCGAAUGACCGGACUCAUGAGGUCGGAGCCCUGUUGAAUGAUGCGAGAGAUUGGAGGGGCUGA
Molecule: messenger RNA, 798 nt
Organism: Colletotrichum gloeosporioides
Lineage: Eukaryota; Fungi; Ascomycota; Sordariomycetes; Glomerellales; Glomerellaceae
Exons: 1
Coding region: 1-798 (265 amino acids)
Source: RefSeq, a predicted model, not a curated record